AUCGCAACCAACUCACAAGGAAACCUCGAGAACCCUCAAAUUCUGAUUUUAAUGAAACUUUUCAUACAUAUAGAGGAGUUGGUACCAUUUUCACCUUGUAAUCGAGGCUAAACCUUCAGUCGUUGCGCUGAUCUUAGACAGAAAGCAUUGUCUCGUAUCGAACUCAAACACUAGUGAUUGUUGACUAGAAGCUGCGAAAUGGCAUUUAUGACGGACUAUUGGAUCCUAGAUGGCACAAUAAUGGAAUGCUUAAAUAGAGAGAAAGCCCCGUCAUACUUUCUAAAGGAACUCUACGAUCGAGCGAAGGAUAAUAGUAAACCUUAUAUAGGUUUCUACGUUUCUGACGUACCCUUCUUGUUGCUACGCAAUCGCGAAAUCAUUAAUCACGUCUUGAUAACAGACUUUCAUUAUUUCUGCGAUCGGUACUCUUCGGCCGAUCCAAAGGAUCGUGUUGGUUACGCCAAUCUCUUCUUCAUCAAAAAUCCAAGUUGGAUGAAAUUAAAAACGAAAUUGACGCCAUUUUUUAAUAACAGUACACUGGAGAAAAUGUUUGCUCUGAUGCUAGAAUGCGGGAAGCAUUUAAAUAUAUAUCUUGACUCACUGAAAUUGUAUGGUAAUGGACAAAUAAUAGAUGUAAUGGAUGUAAGUUCAAAAUUAAACAUGGAUGUAAUCUGGAGCACUGCUUAUGGACUCGAUGCGAACAUGUUCAAAGAUCCAAAUUUCAGCAAACUGGGCAAAAUAAUGUUAAAAGAUAAAUAUAACCGCGGCUAUAAGAUGCUCCACAUGUUCUUUCUUCCACAUGCAACUAGUAUGGGUAAACUAAAAGUGUUUCAAAACGAGACCACCGAUCUUCUGCGUAAAAUUUUCUGGCAUACAAUGACGAGGCGCAUGAAAUCUGGCGAGAAGAGAAACGACCUCAUCGAUAUUCUGAUCGAGCUCAAGAGGAACAGUAGUUAUGAAGAAAGAAUUGAAGACUUUACAUUCGAUGACGAUGAUCUUUUGGCACAAGCAGCUAGUUUCUUCUUAUUUGGUUUUGAAACCUGCUCAACGACUACGGCCUUCGCGUUGUAUCAACUCGCGGUUC
Molecule: messenger RNA, 1084 nt
Organism: Temnothorax curvispinosus
Lineage: Eukaryota; Metazoa; Arthropoda; Insecta; Hymenoptera; Formicidae
Product: probable cytochrome P450 6g2
Exons: 6
Molecular function (GO): heme binding; iron ion binding; oxidoreductase activity, acting on paired donors, with incorporation or reduction of molecular oxygen
Source: RefSeq, a predicted model, not a curated record